GGAAAGACCUAAAUCCCGAAGCGGGAUGAGGGAAGAGGAGCCGAGGGAUCCCGGGAUGAAGCUGAGGCUGUUCCUCUCUUCCAGAAAAUGGCGGAGAAAUUCCUGGAGGGCGAAGUGCCCUUGGAAACGUUCCUGGAGCAGUUUGCCACCAUGAGGAAAUUGUCCCACCUGCGCCGGGUCCGCGUGGAAAAGCUGCAGGAGAUCGUGAGGAAGUCGGAGGGAUCCCAGGAAUCUGGCCGGGACUCGCAGCCUCCUCCUCCUCCUCCUCCUCUCCCUCCUGCUCCUCACAUUCCUGGCUCCGGGGAUCCUCCACAGCCCUUCCCAGCGGGAUCUCCACCCUUCCCCCUUCCCUACAGCCCAGCUCCCGUGCUCCCUCCCGGCCCCCCGGCCCACGGAGCGCUGCCUCCCGCGCCUUUCCCAGCAGCUCCGGCUUCUUCCCAGCCCGGCUCCCAACCCUUUCCUUACCCAGCUCCCGGAUAUCCGUCAGCUCAGGCUCCCAGAGCCGCCUCCGGAGGCUAUUCCUGGUCUCCAUCCCGGGCCCCUCCGCAGCCGGCGCCGUAUCCCGGUCCCAGUCCGUCUCCUCCUCCCAGGCCGGGAUACUCUCCCUACAUCCCUCCUGGAGCGGGAAGGCCGCCCUAUCCCACCCAGCCCCCUCUCCCGAAUUUCCCGAUCCCGGCACAGCCUCCCUAUCCUGGGGCUCCCCCCCCCCUUUGGUACCCCCCCCCUCCCAACCCUUCCCGUCCGGCUUGGCCUGGAUACUAAUCCAGGACUUUCCGGGAGCAUCCUCUGCUGCUUCCUUCUUUUUCUGGGGAUUGAGGAACAGGUGGAAUCCCAGGAAUUCCGUGGGAUGAGAGUCACAGCUCCAGGAGUCAGAGCCAGGUGAUUCCCAGCUGGAUAUAGCAAGAAGGGGCUGCCCCUCAGGGCUGGAAUUCCGGAGAGGAGAAGGCUCCAGGGAGACCUUGGAGCACCUUCCAGAGCCUAAGUGGGCUCCAAAAGAACUGGAAAAGGACUUGGAUAUAAUGGGCUGGAAUGAUGGGAUAAAGGGGAAUGGCUUCCCGCUGCCAGAGGAUGUGUUUAAUGGGAUAUUGGGAAGAAGUUCCUCCCUGCAAGGUUGGUGAAGCACUGGAAUGGAUUUCCCAGGGAAGCUGUGGCUGCUCCGUCCCUGGAAGUGUCCAAGGACAAGUUGGACGGGGCUUAGAUCCACCUGGAUUAGUGGAACGUGGUUGGAACGGGAUGACCCUUAAAAUCCCUUCCCACCCAGCCAUUCCAGGAUUGUCUGGGAGUCGGUGAUUCCCACCCAACCUCUGGUAUUCCCGACCUCCCGCGUGGUUUUCCGGGCUCCUCACAUCCCCCUUCUCAGGAAACACUUGGAGACAGAGGGAACGACAAAUACCGGGAAUGGGAUUUGCUUUGCUCAGCACUUUAUCCUACGAGUCCCGCCCGUAUCCCUGGAAGUUAUUUAUAAGGAGUGGUUACUAAUGGACUAGGAUGGGGCUUUGUGGGAUUUCAUGGAAGCAAUUCCAUCCCUGGGGUUAAUUACAGAAAUAAAACUGCAUUAAUUAAUUCCA
Messenger RNA from Neopelma chrysocephalum (saffron-crested tyrant-manakin), 1568 nucleotides. RefSeq names its product vacuolar protein sorting-associated protein 37C-like. Gene Ontology annotation, cellular component: ESCRT I complex. Gene Ontology annotation, biological process: protein targeting to membrane; protein targeting to vacuole; ubiquitin-dependent protein catabolic process via the multivesicular body sorting pathway. The record is from RefSeq and is a predicted model, not a curated record. NCBI's taxonomy places the organism in Eukaryota, Metazoa, Chordata, Aves, Passeriformes, Pipridae.